Molecule: messenger RNA, 3036 nt
Organism: Tigriopus californicus
Lineage: Eukaryota; Metazoa; Arthropoda; Copepoda; Harpacticoida; Harpacticidae
Product: SCY1-like protein 2
Exons: 7
Coding region: 182-2791 (869 amino acids)
Biological process (GO): protein phosphorylation
Molecular function (GO): protein kinase activity; ATP binding
Source: RefSeq, a predicted model, not a curated record
CCUGUGAGCUGCUCACUUUGGUCCCUCGCCCUUUAUCACUGGCCUUGGACUACAACAAACAGGAUUGGCUCGCGUCAGAUCCUCACAAUCCUGUCAAAGUGAACAGAUGGUUACAUCUAACCAGUUCUUAUUCAGCACAAAUCCAUUGGGAAAGGGCCCUAUCCUGAAAUAUCCGUGAAUCAUGGCCUUCAAUAUGGGUGCCCUAAAGGGCUUUGCUAAUAGCUUGUCCAAUUCGGUGUCCUCUACGGUGUUCUCAACAUAUUCUGCCGUGAAGGAUGUCUUGCCUGGAAACCCCGUGACCCGGGAAUAUGAAGUGGGUGAGCACGUUGCAUCUGCUGGACCAGGAUUGAUAUGGAAAGUAUUCAGUGGGUAUAAGAAGUCUACUAAACAAGCUGCUGCCGUUUUUGUGCUUGAGAAACGCAUUUUGGAUCGAUUUGAGCGCCCAGAACGAGACUAUUUGCUGGAGGUGUUCCGGAAAGCCGUGUCUCAACUGACCCGACUCCGUCAUCCGCAAAUUCUAACUGUGCAACAUCCGUUAGAGGAAUCUCGCGAUUGCCUUGCUUUUGCCACGGAGCCGAUCUUCUGUUCCUUGGCCAAUGUAUUAGGUCGGACUGAGAAUAUGCCCUCGCCGGUUCCACCGAAUAUCAGAGAUUAUAAAAUGUUUGAUGUCGAGAUCAAGUAUGGACUCAUGCAAUUGAGUGAAGGCUUGGCCUUUUUGCAUGACAGUGUUAAAAUGUUACAUCGCAACAUAUCACCGGAAAGUAUUAUUGUCAAUCAUCAAGGGGCGUGGAAGAUUUUUGGCUUUGACUUUUGCAUUCCAAAUACAGCCCCCGCCAAUCAACCCCCGUUAUGGGCUUUCCCAGAAUAUAAUCAUGGCACAUCCGUGGAAUUCGGUUACCCGGAUAUGGACUUCCUCGCUCCGGAAUAUGCUCUGUCCGGAGAAUGUAAAGCGUCAGCGGAUAUGUUCAGUGUAGGCAUGAUAGCCUUUACUUUGUACAACACCAAACCUUUGUUCUGCAAUUCGGGCAAUUGGGGUAUUUAUAAAAAACAUGCACAAGAGCUGAGAAGCCUCAGGGAAUCCAAUUUGCAACUGAUUCCUCCCGAUUUGAAGGAGUACCUGAAGCUGUUGUUGAAUGUCACUCCCGAGUUGAGACCUGAUGCGGCUCAAUUUGCCAAAAUUGGAUUUUUUGACGACAUUGGCGUUAAAACGUUGAACAAUUUAGAUUCCCAAUUCCAAUGGGACAACCUUCAGAAGUCCCAAUUCUAUAAAGGUUUGCCAGUUAUAAUUCCAAAAUUACCGCAUCGAGUUGCUCUUCACCGGGUCGUUCCAUGCCUGUCUAAAGAGUUUGUAAACCCUCCCAUGGUUCCUUUUGUGCUGCCUGGGGUUCUGCAGAUUGCCGAAGAAGCGUCGAAACCAGAUUUCGAGGCUUACAUUCUGCCUGAUCUCAAAAAGGUUAUGAGGCUCACUGAACCGGUUCAAAUCUUAUUGAUUUUCAUGCAACGAAUGGAGCUUCUUUUGGCCAAAACCCCUCCCACUGAUGUUAAAAACGACGUUCUGCCAAUGAUCUACCGGGCCUUGGAGUCUGAUGCUUCUCAGAUCCAGGAGCUCUGUCUUUCCAUAAUCCCAGGAUUCGCAGGAUUGCUGGAUUAUCAGGCGAUGAAGAAUGCUCUCUUACCCCGGAUAAAAAAACUCUGCAUUUCCACAACCCUCUUGUCUGUUCGGGUCAAUUGCUUGAUUUGCAUUGGAAAGCUGUUAACCACUCUUGAUAAGUGGCUAGUCAUUGACGAGAUCCUUCCCAUGAUGCAGCAGAUCCCAUCUAGAGAACCCGCUGUAAUAAUGGGGAUCACUGGUGUCUAUAAAUUGGCAUUUACGGAUGAUAAACUUGGCUUGACGAAGGAGGUGAUAGCCGCCAAGGUCCUACCCUUCCUGUUUCCUUUGUCCAUUGAAAAUGGUCUCACUCUACCUCAGUAUAACGUGAUAAUGACGUUAAUCAGGCAAAUGAUUGCCAAAGUCGAGGAGGAGCACUCUGCCAAACUGGAACAAUUGACUUCUUUGCAAAACGAGCAAAGGUCGGCUCUGCAAAUCAGCAUGUCCGAAAAUACCCAAGUUCGCCCGGAUCAACUGAUUGCCAACCCUUCAGGCUCAGCCAGUGCUAUGGAUGACAUGUUCUCCGGCCUUGGUUUGGGUUCUUAUGUUCAGAAGAAAGACACAGGGGCAAUUGCCACGGGUCUGAUGUCCUCUUACAGUCCAGAUAUGUCUAAAAACACAGGACAACAAGGUCAGGCCAAGGCCAUGUCGCUGGAAGAGAAACGUCGCUUAGCUCAACAGUCCGAGAACAUCAAAAAACUCGAUCAUCAACCCCGACUUAGUCCAGCACCAACUUCCAUGAGCCCUCGAAUAUCUUCGACAGGAUCAAGCGGAAAAGAUUUGACCUCUUCCUUGAUGGAACGAAAUCUGACUCAAAUGAAGAGUAGCCAAUCUUUAACUCAAUUUCCCACGACGACUCCCAAUUAUGGGCAGAUGUCGUCGUUCAAUUCAACCAUGAUGAGUUCCAAUAAUCAGUCAGAUUGGGGUAUGGCGAAGCCUUCGCAGGCUAGUAAGCCGGAUUUGUCGGCUUUUGAUUCGCUUUUGACUCCCAUGGCAAGUGGUCAGAAACAGAGUAUGAAUUCCAUGCUUUCUCCCAUGGGAAUGAUGAGUGGGCCUAGAUCUGGACAAGGAAUGCCUGGGAUGACCACUAAUCUAGGAGUGAAGCCCCUUUCGCCCAAUGAUAUAUCCGAUCUUCUGAGCUAAAGUGACAUUUGAUAACAAUUAUUUUAUGCCAUAUCAACCAUUUUUCGUGGCAAAUUUAAUUUUUGUUGAUGUUUGGGCAUUCAUUCCAAUCACUUCGUUACAAGAUUUCAAGCAUUUAAGGUAUUUCUGUAUCUUCCUUGCGCAAAGAUUUAUUAUGCGCUUGUCGUGACUCUAUCACUAAAAGUUGCCAAGUCUCGGACAAAGAUUCCCUCGUUUCAGGAUUAUUAAAUAUUUUGAUGCUGAAA